AUGGUAGACAACCGCAGUUAUGGAACAGGAGGGCCAUCACCACGUGGAUCCGUCAUGAUCUCAGAUCUACACACGCAAAUGCAAAGAUUUCGUCCUAACAGAUCAUGGCCAAUUUUUGUUCCCGACGAUGUGGACGAAGCAAAGGUCAUCAACGACAACGUUUGCAAGGCCUGUUACCUAGCGGCCCUCCUGCUCUUCAACAACUGUGUUGCCAAGAACCUGGACGAUGACUCCGUUUCCUCGUCAUCAAACCCAGUAGCUGGUUCUUUAGAGUAA
This is a messenger RNA of Penicillium robsamsonii, 276 nucleotides long. RefSeq lists its product as uncharacterized. The record is from RefSeq and is a predicted model, not a curated record. The coding region runs from base 1 to 276 and encodes 91 amino acids. NCBI's taxonomy places the organism in Eukaryota, Fungi, Ascomycota, Eurotiomycetes, Eurotiales, Aspergillaceae. The transcript has a single exon.